AUGGGCAUAAAUUGCAGAACUUUCCAAACGGGGUGUGGUAUUCUACCAACCCCACUCAAUUCCCACUCUUCACCGUUAACUAAACACCCCAAAACGUCGAUAGCUCCUUUAAACACUAACAAAACCCGUUGUAGAACCACUCCUAAUAGUGCCCCAGUUCCCAUCGAUCGCGGAAAGGGGAAAAGUUUCAGCAAACAUGUUUUUGAUAGUGGCAUUUUGCUUUCUGAACUUUGGGCUGGGCCUACAUAUUCGAAUUCUCCACCACCCACUUCCUUGCCUAUUUCGAAAUUUUCUGUGAGGCCGAAGAGGAGUGUGUCCCUUGAUCUCCCUGGUUCUUAUCCUGAAAUUGAAUUGCAGUUACAUGCUAGUUCUGCCCCUUCCUCCCCUUGUGGGAAACAUUCUCCAUGUGUCAGAGACCUCUUUGAUUCGCCGACGAAGGCAUUGAGUCGCAUCCUCAAUCUUAGAUUGGAUGAUGAAUGA
Vigna radiata var. radiata (mung bean) is the source of this 480-nucleotide messenger RNA. RefSeq lists its product as uncharacterized. Bases 1 to 480 code for a protein of 159 amino acids. The record is from RefSeq and is a predicted model, not a curated record. The transcript has a single exon. Lineage: Eukaryota; Viridiplantae; Streptophyta; Magnoliopsida; Fabales; Fabaceae.